Molecule: messenger RNA, 1027 nt
Organism: Drosophila suzukii
Lineage: Eukaryota; Metazoa; Arthropoda; Insecta; Diptera; Drosophilidae
Gene: TwdlN
Product: TweedleN
Source: RefSeq, a predicted model, not a curated record
ACUUCGACUUCAGAGCUCCAACUAGAACCUCAAGCCCAGAGAUGCGCGCCUUCAUCGUCCUGUGCCUCGUGGCCAUCGCCUCCGCCGACAAGCUGGGCUACAACUACAAGCCAGUGGGCCACUCCUCCUCGGGAUUGUCCUUCGCUCCUGGCAGCGGCUCCCUGAGCCUGGGUGGUGGAUCUGGCUCCUUGGGAGGCGGUUCCCACAGCCUGGGUGGCGGCAGUGUCCUGAGCCUGGGAGGAGGCAGUGGCUCCUUGGGAGGCCUGGGCGGCGGCAGCAACUUCGGCAGCCUGGACAGCGGUCUGGGCGGCGACCUGGGAUCCUCCCUUGGAUCUGGUCUGGGUUCCUCCCUUGGAUCUGGUCUGGGUUCCUCCCUGGGAUCUGCUGGUCUGAGCGCCCCCGUCUCCUACAACGCCCCAGCUCCCUCUGGCGAGCUUGAGAAGGAGUUCUUCACCUUCUCCGCCAACGAGGAGGACUUCGAUGAGCCCCGCCUGGAACGCGUUGCCGGCUCCGUGAACAAGGGACUACGUGUGGUCUUCAUCAAGGGACCCGAGAACCGUGGUCUGGAGAACGCCGCCCUGGCUCUGGCCAAGCAGGCUGCCCAGCAGGAGACCGCCAUCUAUGUCCUGAACAAGCAGGCCGACAUUGGAGAGCUCGCCCAGAAGCUGAACGCCAUCCGCAGCAACGCCAACAACAAGCCCGAGGUGCACUUCGUCAAGUACAGGACUCCCGAGGAUGCGGCCAACGCCCAGCGCGCCAUCCAGUCGCAGUACGACCAGCUGGGAGGAUCCUCUCAAGCUCACGAUGGUGGUGUGGCUGCCCUGAACUUCGCCUCCGCCGGUCCAGUGCGUCAGGCCCAGGCCCAGAUCCCCGAGAACUCCUACCUGCCCUCCUCGGUGCUGCGUCGCCUGCGUUUCCGCAAGUAGGAUGUGCCAUGUGGCUCCUAGCUGCUCCUUUUGUUGACUUGUUGUGUUAUCUAUUGAUUUGUCGAACGAACCCCUCAAAUACAAUUACUUUUUUACCCUAA